ACGUCAAAACACAUGUGCGCCGCACCGAUCGCGCGGGCGCAUGUUUUCACGAGUCCGUGCUUAUUUACAUCGAGGUUGAAGAAAGAAAGGAAAAAAGGUGGUCCACAACAAUCCGAUUCCCGAUAAUCAUUUGCCAGAAUGUCCGACGACGAAUGUCCGCCGCUGUGCGAGAUGGAAACGGGCGGCGACUCCAACGGGGAGGAGGAGGAAGCGGACGAGUGGGAGGUGGCCGAGGAGCAGAACGACCCGGUGCGGUGUCUGUUUUGCGAGCAGAUCUCGCCCACCAUGACGGUGGCGAUCAGGCAUGCGAAGGAGCAGCAUGAGUUCGAUUUGGGGGAAGUGCGGAGGCGGUUCCACCUGGACGAGUAUUCGUACAUCAAGAUGAUCAACUAUAUCCGGCGGGAGAAGCCGGAGCCGGCGGUGUUUCGGAGUGGAACGAGCGCGUUCUGGACGGAUGACAAGUAUCUGAAGCCGGUGGAGAACGAAACGUGGCUGAUGUUUGAUUUGGACGAGUUGGAUGAGAUUUUGCUGAACGGGAACGGGGCGGGAAGUGGUGGGGCUCGGGAGAAUGGGAACGACGUCGGGGACACGAUGACGCUGACCACGGACCAGUACCGGAAGUUGCAGGGAAUCAUCAACGAGCUGACGGCGCAACUGCGCGAGAAGGAGAACCUGCUACAGCACGCUGCCAGUGAUAUUGAGAAGAUGAAGGAGAGCUUCCGAAACCUGCUGGAGCAGCAGGAGCAGAAGAAGUCGAAAGCUCCGGAGGAAAAGAUUGCACAAAUCCGAGAGGAGUUGAAGCACUGCGUCAGCACGGUUGCGGUCGAGGACGAUCAGGGCUAUUUCAACACGUAUUCUCACUUUGGAAUCCAUCACGACAUGCUGAGCGAUUACGUACGGACGGCUAGCUAUCGGGACGCGAUCCUGGAGAACGGUGCAAUAUUCCGGGACAAAACGGUGCUGGACUUGGGCUGUGGAACGGCCAUUCUGUCCAUGUUUGCGGCCAGGGCUGGCGCCAAGGAUGUGAUUUCCGUUGAUCAAUCGGACAUAAUCUACCAAGCGAUGGACAUUGUGCGACGCAACAAGAUCGAUAACAUCAAGUUCGUCAAGGGACGACUCGAGGACAGUGAACUUCCGGUGGAGAAGGUUGACAUCAUCGUUUCCGAGUGGAUGGGUUACUUCCUGCUGUUCGAGGGCAUGAUGGACAGCGUGAUUUACGCCCGCAAGCAAUAUCUCAAAGAGGGCGGCUUCAUCCUUCCGAACCGGUGCAACAUCAGCUUGGCCGGGUACGGAGACCUCGAUCGGCACAAAGAGUUCAUCGGCUUCUGGAAGGACGUGUAUGGGUUCGAUAUGUCCUGCAUGAAGAAGGAAGUCCUGCGCGAAGCCACCGUCGAAGUCUGCAAGCCAGAACACGUAAUCACAAACGCCAACAUCAUCGCAAACUUUGACCUCAUGGAGGUCGACGUGGACUGUCCCAACUUUAGCUACGACUUUGAGCUCACCGUCAAGCGCGACUGCACCCUUACGGCCCUGGUCGGCUACUUCGACACCUUCUUCGAACUGCCAGAGCACGUGGAGUUCUCCACCUCGCCGUACACCAAACCAACGCACUGGAAGCAAACCCUGUUCUACGUCGAGGAACCCAUCCCGGUGCGCGAGGGCCAACAGAUCAAGGGCAAGUUCGUGUGCCGACGUGACCCCAAAGACGCCCGCUCCCUCUUCAUCACGAUCGAGUACCUCGGCAAGGUGCUCAAGUACACCCUAAACUAGCAGAUUGGCAUCCUGAUCCUGCUCAACUAAACAAGGUAAUCGACCAAUACAGAGAAAACAAGAAAAAAAACAGCUUUAAGCGACACAGAGAAAAAAAUCAAGAGCUUUCACAAGAUUUCACAUUUUUACGAUUGAAACGAUUGAGCGCGCGAAAGAUAAAACCGAACACGGUGGUUGUGAAACGACAAAAUAAGAGAAACACACUGGAACUGCCUUGCAGAAACAAAAACAAACGAUUCUUCCCAACUUCUCACAAGAAAGUAACUCUAUACUACCAACGUUAUGCUACCUACCAACUAGUUUGUUAGAACUUCUCGCCACCUUAACAAAAAGCAUAUAAACCGACCAACACGAAAACAAACUCGUAGAGUACACACAAGCUUUAAUUUUGAAACCUAGCGCGACAAUCAGUUUGUAACACACUCUCACGCAGCAGACCAUCAUUACACCCAAUCAAAAAUGGAAGGAAAAAGCUUUACGUUUACUUGAAAUCAAUAGUAGGAAAAACAACUUAUUGCCAGCGUAGUGUAGCGCCAGUUUUUUGAUAAUUACACAAAAAUUAGAAUUUCCAGAAACCAACGGGAAGAAAAGCAGGUUGAACGAAUUACUUAAUAUAUAUUUAAUAUAAACUACAAUAUUAAAAAAUACAAUACUAAAAAUUACAACAACAAAAAAACAAGUUGCAGAAACAGAAAUAGUGGCUAGCGUGUAGAAACAGUUUACAUUUCACAGUAUGCAUUUGAUAUUUGAAAAUCUAAAGUUUACAAAAUAAAAUAAAACUAGUUCAGAAACGGCAAAACACAGAAUUCGCCAUGCGAAGACACGUUUAACGAUUAAACAAACAUAUCGAACCUUUUUCAAACUUAAAACGUUAGAGCAGUAUUAAAAAGUUGUUGCACUUUUUGCUUCCAUAUUGUUGUAAAAUGCUUACAAUCUUGUUCCCUAGCUUAAACCUGGAUUGUAAAGAGUUAAUGAUGCGCAAAAAGGUCGGUUCCAGAAGAAAAUUAUGUCACGGCAGUGUUGUCAGAUCUGAAAAUCGUUGAACUGUCUAUUGAUGCACAAAGUAAGACAGAUUCCAAUGCUAUGAUUGUUCAAUCUCGCAGCAACCGUUCUGGAAUCCACUUAAGUGCUUGUAACCCAAAACAGGGUUGACAGAUUUUUAAUUUGUAAUUUGCAAGAUCACAUAAAUUUGAACCGAUGUUUAAUCCACCGAAUUUGUUUGCGAUCCACACAAUUUUUGAGCAACGGUCCAAAGAUGGAGGGUUUUUUUAAAUGGCCUUUCUAUAAAAUAUAGCAAAAAUAAAUAAAGAAAAUCUCAUUUGCAAACAAAACAGUCAAAUGUGAUAUUUUCAUAAAUUUUAUUUAUUUUUGAGGUUAAGUACCUUUAUUUUUUCGCCGAUUUUAACUUUUUCGACUAAUUUUUCUUUUUUUGUCUAUUUUUUUUUUGAAUUAAAAAAAUAUUGUGUUGAUCCGAGAAUUGGUUUCUAUGUAUUUACCUGCAUUUGAUUUUCAAUUUAAAAAAUAUUUCUCGUAAAAUUAUAAAGCUAUAGAAUUUGCCAAAAUCGGUGGAAAAACAAAAACAAGUUUUAAAAACAAAUUCUUCUGUGUUUUUUUGUUUCAAUUUUUAAAUAAAUUUUACUCAAUUCACCUUGAGGAUCAUUCUGUAAAUUCGAUGCCAACAUUUCAAAAAGCAUCAUGUACAAACCAUGCGUUUUGAGAAAAACGCAUUUGAUUGUUGAGCAUCCAUUUUCAAUUACCAUUUUUAUAUAAAAGCAAAAUAAGAUGUUCUAAUGAUAACAAACGAUGAAAAACGUUGCUUUUGUUGAUACUUGAUCAUCCAUAUUCAAUCUUGUAUUCAAUAAAACAUUAUUUCCGUAAUUUUAUUUGAGAAAAACAAACAUAACUUCUUUUGAAAGCACCAACGUCGAUAUCACCCUGCUGUCACUGAGGGGGGCGCUUUGUUAUGAUUCGUUUUUCUUCGCCGAAUGUACAUGGCGCUUUUUUCAUGUUGCUUUUUUUUCGUCACGAGGUUUAUGUAGCCUUUUGUUUGACAGGUUGACAGGGCUAUAUAAACAGGGACUGCUGAUGGCAGAGAUUUUGUUUAUGUUACUUUAUUUAAAAUCAUGAUUAAACAGACUUUACUGAAGUAACUUUUGCUCAUUUUUGGUGGAGAGGUAGCUUAUUAGAAGUACUUUCAGAAUAUACAAUAACCCAGAAAGUGUCAAAAUGUACAUGAUACCUUUUCAAAUGUUACCGUCGAAUUUUGGGAUCUUUCCGAGGAUCUUUCACUAAAAUUAUGCGCAUCAAACCGACGACGUCAAACUGUUGUUGGUAUUUUUUUGAGUAUAUCUGAAACUAAAGGAAUAUAUCCUUCUUUCAAUGUAUUUUUUUAUCAUCUGCACAAGACAGCUCGAUUUUAAAAUAAGGCCUGUACAAACUUUAUUUGAUGUUUUUGUCUCCCCAAAAUUGGCCCGAAAAUCGAGGAAAAAAAGUAUUUUUUCAAAAAUUUCCAAAUUUCAAUGAAAACUUAAGUGGAAUCAGCUGUAAUAAAUUAAAAUUUAAUUCCCUGCGUUUAUCAAAACAGUAUGGCAAAAGUUAAAUUAGUUGUUCAUUUUAUUUAGAUUAACUGAGACAAAAACAUAGUAUAAAAAUUAUAAAAAAUACAAAUAUUGAAAUAAAAAGCCACAUUUUUAACAUUUGCAUAAAAAAGUUGUUUUAAAAUGCAUUUUAAACUAGUUCAGUUGUUUUGCAAUCAUUAGUUUUCAAAAAAUGUAAGAUUAUACAAAAAAAAUUAAAACUCAGCCAAAAACAAUAAAAUAUAAUAUUUCAAGGUUUUUAUUUGAAUUUAAAACAUGUAACUUUCAAAUACUUACAAAAUUAUUGUAGUUUACAACAACAGAUACUAUUUUUAUUUAGCAUACGUGAUUAGUUAAAUUUAACAAAGGUUUACUCUCAGUUUUACUUUGAUUUGAUUUUAAAUGUACUUCUGAAAAAAAAAAUAAACUGUCACAAUUUAAAUGACUGGAAUUCGGAAUACGCCUAGCAAUCGUUUGUUAUACGCAACACAUAAAAAAAUAACGUGUCCGUUUUAGUGAGUUUAUUUAUUUUAUUUUAAAAUAAGUGCUGAGUUUUCGAGAAAACAAUUUAUUGAAUUAUUCAGAAGUGUUUUCUAUCCAAUGGAAAAUAAUAAUAAAAUCUUGAAUAAGGUUUUAUGUUUUUAUUUUCGCAUUUUUGCUUAUAUUGUAAAAAGCAAAUGAUUUUAUAAUAUUAGUUUAUGCAAAAAGGUGCAAAAGGUAGUUUUUUUUAAGCACGAGUCGUACAUUUAUCCAACGAGAUUUACCGAGUUGGAUAAAUAUGACGAGUGCUGAAAAAAUCAUGUUUUGCAACGAGUUGCUUACAACCCUUUUUUUUUGCAAUUCCGGAAUACGCUUUUUCAAUGGAAUUUUAUGUCAAAAAUCCAUUUGAAUUCCAAUAUUGAAAAAUGUUAUUUUUCAAUACUAGUGCCGAAAAGUUUAACUUUUCAGCACCCAUUUCAGUGGUAGAACUUUUUACUGGUACUGAAAUUUAUUAAUUUUCCAUUCGGUAGAGAAAAGUAGGCCUUUUCGUCGCUCGAGAAUGACAGGAUUUUUUUUUUUUUUGCGGGUUGCAAACGAUUACUUGAAGAAUUCCUUUUAUUUUAGUGAUUUAAAUUUUGAAAGUUUAAAAAAUUUAAAAUAAAAACGAGCCAAAACCUUGAGGAAAACAUAGUUGAAUAGAACUGAUUACGUUAAUUAAAUUAAAAAAUACUGUUGUUUUUAACUACAAUAAAAUUUAAAUAUAUAAAAAUACUCUUUGAAAUACUCUGUUUAAAAUUAAAAACUUUUUUUCAGGCUGUUUUGUUAUUUGAGUUUUUUUUUUCCUAAAUCGGGAGCAUGACCAUGUUUUUUUUUAUUUUAAAUUUGUUUUCCCCAAAGAAAUUAGUUUUCUGGAAUAGUUCAUUAAACUGUUAAAAUUUCCACUUUUUAUUGACAUUUUUUAUGAUUUGAAACCAUCUGUUGGAUUAAACAUUCAUGUUUUGAUGGGUCUUUUGUGGGCUCUGUAGCAAGUUUCUGCUCAUUUCAAGGCGCCCGAAGGUUAUGUGUGGUGAGUCACCCAAAACCUCUUUUUACGCAAAUGGACCGACGUUUUACUUCCCCAUCCGAUAGAAGGCCAGAAGGAUAAGGCGGGAAUCGAACCCGCGCCCCAUAGCAACUUAGGCGCCACGAGGCCCUCGAUGAUGCAAUCAUCUUUAAUCGAAUCAUUUUUUUUACAUUUGUUGACGUGCCACUCGAGCUACUGUGCUAUGGGUUUGUGCACUUUCAACAUCGAUUCGUUGCUAAAGCAAGCAGGCUGGCAAUAAGCUAGGAGUGAAACAUGUGGUCAUGUUUAUAAUAAAACUAACCAAUUUUGCAAGCUUACUAAAAAUACUCUAAAAGUUUAGCCAACUCAUACUUAGCCGCUUACGAACUUGUAUAAAAAAAACAACCAACUAAAAUGUUACCGUUCCCUGCACAAAGCAGCAACAAUAUUUUCGUUAAUCAAACUUGUCUGUCGCUAUAUUCUCGUGUAAACUAUACUUAGAAUAGAAGAAACAAUCUAAAGGAGGUAUUAGACUAGGGCAAACAAACAAACUCGUACAUUUUGACAGUUCGUCUGCGUUGUUUGUUCGCCAACAUUUGUUUGCAGAAACGUCAGCUUGCAUACAUUUUGUCUGUUUUGCGAGUUUGGCAAACUGUCAAACGCAAAAAAGUGCGAUUGUUUGUUUUUCAUAGUCUAAUACCACCUUAACCAAUCAACUUGAAAAAAAACGGUGGAAAGCUUUCAAAAGUCGCUUUAC
Molecule: messenger RNA, 6625 nt
Organism: Culex pipiens pallens (northern house mosquito)
Lineage: Eukaryota; Metazoa; Arthropoda; Insecta; Diptera; Culicidae
Gene: Art3
Exons: 2
Coding region: 139-1770 (543 amino acids)
Biological process (GO): peptidyl-arginine methylation
Cellular component (GO): nucleus
Molecular function (GO): protein-arginine N-methyltransferase activity
Source: RefSeq, a predicted model, not a curated record